Metarhizium brunneum ARSEF 3297 is the source of this 1446-nucleotide messenger RNA. RefSeq lists its product as uncharacterized. Gene Ontology annotation, molecular function: G protein-coupled receptor activity. Lineage: Eukaryota; Fungi; Ascomycota; Sordariomycetes; Hypocreales; Clavicipitaceae. Gene Ontology annotation, cellular component: plasma membrane. The record is from RefSeq and is a predicted model, not a curated record. Gene Ontology annotation, biological process: adenylate cyclase-activating G protein-coupled receptor signaling pathway; cell surface receptor signaling pathway.
AUGGAGAGCAGCGACGAUGGAUCGACCCUUAGCACAAACCACAUCAACACCCUCAUCACCAUUGAGCGAACAGGGGCAGGUCUAUCUAUGGCCGCCAUCCUCCUCACCGUCGCUCCGUUCCUGGCAUUCAAGAAACUCCGCACCACUCCAAACACGUUUCUCGUGUUUGCGUCCAUGGCAAACGCUGGCGCGAGCGUGGCCUCCAUGAUAGGGUACGACGGGCUUCGGAUGGGCGAAGAGUCGACGCUUUGUCAGGCCCAAGGGUUCAUAUUCGAGUGGUUCAUGCAAGCCGACCCCUGGUGGUCGUUUGCAAUGGCAUUCAAUGUCUUCUUGGUAUUCUUUAAUAACGCCAACCCGAGCAAGUUUCAGGAAUACAAGUGGAUAUAUUGCGUGGUUUGUUUCGGGGGGCCACUGCUGCCUGCUAUCGUGCUUGUUUCUAUUCGUGAUGAAGAGCGAGGCCCAGUCUUUGGCGACGCAGCCCUGUGGUGCUGGAUCCGGCCCAAAUGGAGCAUUGUUCGUCUUUAUGCGUACUACAUUCCCAUUUGGAUCUGUAUCCUCCUCUCUAUUUUGAUCUACAUCGCUGUGGGAUACCAUGUUUUUCGUAGCAGGAACCAGCUGCGGAAUGUGACGUUCCAAAACCCAACUAGGAAUUGGCGCAAUGGAUCUCUGACGGAUAGCGAAAACAAGAUUUCUGGAGAAGAGAACCCUACGAGACAAAAUGUCUGUUAUGGACUCGCAAUCACAGAAGUCCAAGUCACGACCAACUUCCCCGGGUUUAUCGACGAUGAUAUCCCCGUUCUCCCUACAGCUGUGCACAGAAUACCCUCUCGAAUGUGCGGCCGAUCAUGGCUAGAUUCCCACAAUGACUCGGAUAGCGAGAGGGUUAUACCUACACAGCUGUUUGAGACGACUUGUUCUUCUGGGGGGCGAUACACUAAUAGUAAUAAUGCGCUAGUCGGGAAAUUUGGGGCGUUGAAAUCCACGGCCUCGAUGAAGCUCAAGCGUUUGGAUCCCGUCAAGAUGGCUUAUCUGCGGACGAGUGGCAUUUUUGGCAUCUCGGUGCUGAUUACAUGGAUCCCUAGCUCGAUUAAUCGGAUUUACAGCCUUUGGAACGGGGGGCAAGUCAGCUAUCCUCUCAGCAUUGCAAGCGGUUGUGUGUUGCCCCUCCAGGGUGUUUGGAAUGCCAUCAUCUUCUUCACCACCAGUUGGUCAGAUGUCCAGGCCGAGGCUAAGACGCUCAAAGCAAGGCUCGGUUAUGGGGGUGUGUGCGAGUACCCUCGGGGCACUCGCCUGGAGAGCAGGUUGGGCAUCUCAUCAGUGGAAACGUAUGACUCAUUCAACGAGUCCCAAUGCCAUGGAACAAAGCGCUGCGGAUGUGGUAAAUGUGUUGGAGAGGUUGUCAGGCUUGAGGAUUGGAAUGGCCGCACCAGUCCAUCGCGCAUCUAA